AAAUCCCAUCAGACAUAAUGUUUGAGGUCGGUGAGGCAAAUUUCUCUCUUCACAAGUUCAUGUUGGUUGCUAAGAGCGGUUUAAUUACAAAGAAAAUAAUGGAGUUGAAGGAAGCAAACCUGACGAAGAUCGAUCUCUCAGGCAUCCCUGUAGGGGCAGAGAUCUUCGAGACGGUAGCCAAGUUCUGUUACGAUGUCAACUUCAAGAUCAACGUUAAAAAUGUUGCCGCCCUCCGCUGUGCCGCCAAGUAUCUUGAAAUGAUUGAAAAAUACUGCCAGGAUAAUCUCGCUGGCCAAACAGACGAUUUCCUCCCUCACGCAGCGUUAAACACCUUAUCAGCCACCAAGAACUUCAAAAUCUUUUACAAGAAUUUAUGGACAGCUUUGUUUGUCGAGAACUACAAACCUAUGGCCAGUGCCCAAAAUCGACUUGCAGUAGCAGUUCAAUG
Messenger RNA from Telopea speciosissima, 448 nucleotides. RefSeq names its product root phototropism protein 2-like. Lineage: Eukaryota; Viridiplantae; Streptophyta; Magnoliopsida; Proteales; Proteaceae. The annotation marks the transcript as partial. The transcript is spliced from 2 exons. Gene Ontology annotation, molecular function: protein binding. The record is from RefSeq and is a predicted model, not a curated record.